AUGUCCACCGAACUGGCUCCUGAGGUCUCCCUCACCCCUGAUUCGGCCGAAGCGGCUCUGCCAGCCAAGCCCGAGCAUCGCGGCCCCUCUGAGAUUGUGCCAAACCUUUUGAUUGAUGACUUUAAGGAGAAACAGAUCCGGCGCGGUGUCUUGAUACCCCUCAAGACAACGCAAGAGGUUCGACAAGAUCAUACCAUCACCCAUGCAUACAUCACACGAGCACCUACCAGGCAGGCCAACGAUGUCAUCACGGCCUUGCGUAACAUGCGACCAGAUGACAAUAGCGCUAACCCCCUACCUCAUCUGCGACGAUGUUCUAAGCCUGGUGAUCUGCCUGCCCACCUUAAAACCCAGUUCAUGAAUGACACUGCUGUGGGCCGCCAGAUUCAUACAGCGAAGUCGACUUGGAUUUACAUCAUCAUCGGAGAAGUCAAGGACUUCACACAAGAGGAGCUCACCGAAGUUUUAUCUAUCAUCGAGGGCGACGAGGGCGAGCUCUUCAUUGAAAAGAUCCCCAUCCCCCUGCUUGCGCCAACAUCACAAGUACAAGCAGCCAUGUGGUCUUCACAGUUUUGGCCCACCGUAUAUCGGAAGAACAACCCCUUAGGACCACACCCUAGUAUAGUAGCCCGGGGCACUGAAGAUAUCAAGGAUGACAGUUCUGUUUGGAUGGCACUAGCCCAUCGUGUUGCUUUACAAGCUAAAGAAACCGGGAUCGGCGAAGCUAUCGGAGCUGUAAUCGUCCAGAGAGAUGGUGGAAAAGUCGAACUGGUCGGGGUUGCGGGAGACGCUCGCUGGCACCAGGAGUGCGGCCCGUUGGGGGGUACCAGCAACCCUAUGACACACUGCGUUGUCCGUGCUAUCAGCAUGGUGGCUCAGAAGCUUGUUCGACAUGAGAGACGAGCUGCUGGCCUCCCUUUUAACCCACCCAAUCUCGAUUACGAUGCAUUCCAGGACGGACCACUCCUUGAGAUUGAGAAGAAGUGCUUUGUACAGGAGCACCCGAACAAGGACGGCUAUCUCUGUCAUGGCCUUGAGCUUUAUGUCACUCAUGAGCCCUGCGUAUCAUGCUCUAUGGGCAUACUCCAUUCUCGAAUGGGCAAAGCUGUCUUUGCCACGCACAUGCCUCGCAGUGGAGGAUUGAGCUCAGAUGAUCGUCCGGAUGGGGGUGGAAGAGGAUUGGGACUCUUCUGGAGACGAGAGCUCAACUGGAGCUUGAUGGCUUGGGAAUGGGAACGUGACGGCGUGCCCAACUUGCCUCCUCUUGAUCCCAUCACUCAUGUUUAG
This is a messenger RNA of Fusarium graminearum PH-1, 1287 nucleotides long. RefSeq lists its product as uncharacterized. Bases 1 to 1287 code for a protein of 428 amino acids. Gene Ontology annotation, cellular component: cytoplasm; nucleus. The transcript has 2 exons. Gene Ontology annotation, molecular function: tRNA-specific adenosine-34 deaminase activity. The record is from RefSeq and is a predicted model, not a curated record. Lineage: Eukaryota; Fungi; Ascomycota; Sordariomycetes; Hypocreales; Nectriaceae.